GGUGGUGCUGUUGCGUUCUCUAGAGUUUUCUCGAAGCCUCUUGCUUCCGUAGCUCUUUCCUAUUUCCCCUUUCGCUGGGACACAAAACAAGAUCAUGGGGCACUCCAACGUAUGGAAUUCUCACCUCAAGAACUACGGCCCUGGCUCCCACACCUAUCGGGUUUGCAAGAAUCCCCAUGGGUUGAUUAGGAAGUACGGCCUCAUGUGUUGUAGGCAUUGCUUCCAUAGCAACGCCAAGGAAAUUGGCUUCAUUGAGUACCGCUGAAUGGUUUUGUCCUUCUAUUCCACAAGAGCAAAAGCUUUGGCUGAAGCAUGAUAUGAUUUGUUGUUUUAAAGUU
Molecule: messenger RNA, 338 nt
Organism: Juglans microcarpa x Juglans regia
Lineage: Eukaryota; Viridiplantae; Streptophyta; Magnoliopsida; Fagales; Juglandaceae
Product: 40S ribosomal protein S29-like
Exons: 1
Coding region: 95-265 (56 amino acids)
Biological process (GO): translation
Cellular component (GO): cytosolic small ribosomal subunit; ribosome
Molecular function (GO): zinc ion binding; structural constituent of ribosome
Source: RefSeq, a predicted model, not a curated record